This is a messenger RNA of Bactrocera oleae (olive fruit fly), 9505 nucleotides long. Lineage: Eukaryota; Metazoa; Arthropoda; Insecta; Diptera; Tephritidae. The record is from RefSeq and is a predicted model, not a curated record.
ACAUUUAAGUAGUCGUAAGCCAAGCAGGCGGAACGCGAAAGGCAGUGAUCGGCAGUAAACAUAUCCACAUUCAAACUUAUCUACUUACAUAUGUAUAUAAAUAUGUUUUAUAAUUACGAACGUAAGGCGUACCGAGCGUGAAGCGUAAAGUAUUUUGUAUACAUUAUUUCGUGUUAAUCAUCAGCUGUGAGCUAUAAAGAAAGGCAAUACUCGCACUUGGCCGUUUAUUAUACCCGUAUUCACACACAAACUACACAUACGAGUACAUGGUACAUGGGUAUAAACCUAUAUACAAGUAUACAGGCAGGUAAAUAUUCGCUUUAGGAGCGGAGUGCGCGAUCGCUUCUUGUCGUUGAGCGUCGAACGUUGAAAUGUACAUGACUUUUAUUGGACGGCGUGUGACUCAGUUAGUAGCUUAGCGUAGUUUGGUAGCAUUAAACCGAGUGCACGCAACUUCGGAAACUACAUACAUUUUUGGACGAGUACAAGCGCAGACGUAAACUGUGCGAUGCAAUUACGUAAGCAAGGUGGAUAGGAAAAGUGCAAGCAGUGUAAAGACGUAAACAAGUGGAAAACUCUAAAACAAAUUCUAAAAACUAUUUAUUUGUGCGCCGAAAUCGUGCAAUAGUGUGAUAAAGUAAUUGCGCCAAGUUCAGUGAAUUCCGCGCAUAAAGAUUUUAAUACCAGUGAAUUGAGUUUUCAUACCCACCCUUAAGAGCCAUCGGUUUCAAAAGCGCAGUGAAUAUUUUUGUGAGGCAUAAACCGUUGAAUAGUGUGCCCUUCUUUUCACCUACCUAACUAAGCUAUUUUGAAAUAUAAGGUCCAAAAUAUUUUACUAAAAAGUGAGUUACUCACCUAAAACAAAGCGGAAUUCGCAAAUCUAACACUGAUAAGAUAAGCGCAUAGGCGAGAGAGAGCAAGCUUGGCACCCGCGCACUCACAUAUACCUCGUUGCAUCCGUGUGUCGAGCAGCGAAAGCUGGAGCUUUGAGGCUGACGCUUUAAUUUAUUUAGCAUCGCAAUAACUGGCACAAAAAUCAUACAACAGUGGACUUAGCAUUCAGCAACCGAGAUAUUAACUUCAUUCGGCAGCCAAAAAUCAUAACUGUCAAAAUUCAGAUACGAAAGUGUGUCGUCGCUGCGGCGCCAAUGAACAUUUCAAACAUUUUGCGGUAAAUGCCAGGAAAUUGGGGGGACGAGGGACAUCUGACAGUUUUAACGAAGGAACUCUUACAAACAUCGAAAAGAAAUAAAAGGUUUAUGCAACAGAUAGAGCACAGCUAUUGCAGUUGCAGACUCCAAAUGUACAGAAUAUUGCAUUGGCGCAAAAGCUUCCAGUUCGAUAGCCAAAACUGCACUGAAGACUUUGAAGAGUGCUGCUGAUAGGAGUAUCGCAUAACAACAACUCAGAAAAUUGCUAGGCCAGUGUGAAAAAGCCAUUGUAAUAACCUAAUAAUAACAACAACAACAAAUCCCUUUGAAUACUUAUGAAGCAACGAACAAGCUGCCAAAAACCAACACCGCUACGUACACACCCCUGCAACACACCUCCAAACAAUACCACACAGCUGAUUUGCGACUUGUAUUAGUGACCGUCGGCAGCACCUAUGGGCAAGUGUGUGUCAAAGCAUCCAUCCGUACUCACAAUAGCGCUGUCGGAAAAGGACUUGGCGGCGGCAAACCACAUUUGGAGCAAAUUUGCUGAGAGCACCGAAUACAUUGCGCUGAAGGACGAGCAUGGAAAUCAAUUAUGCGAAUAUUACUACGUGAGCGGCAAGAAGCGGAAGGCGAAGCCUAAAACAACAAAGCAGACGCUAGUGCCAACAGAUAGGGAUAAUGAUGCGAAGACAACAACUGUCGGCGCCACACAGCCAGUCGGGCAGACCAAACAUUCAAAUGAAAAUCAAAACCAGAGUCAGCAGCAGCAGAGCCAGAAGAAGGGUAAAAACAAAAGACGAUCCAAGACAGCACAAAAGCAAUCAUCAACGCAGCAAAGCAGUGAAAACAAAUCACAGCAAUGGACAACAAACCGCGAACAAACAACAAAUACAAAUGGCACAGAAAGUUAUACGGAAAAGUUACAACAAGAUUGUGUUACUUCACAAACCGAAUCUGCUCAUACUCCUGAUGGUCUGACAACAACGGCGGCGACGGCGACGACUUCGACAAUUGUGUACCCCAGUGUGAGUGGCUGUGAGUAUUGCACCGUUGUCAGCACCACUGACGACGAGAGUGAGGGCGAGCACGAGGACGAGGACGAGCACGAUGACAGUGAUGACGGCGAGCAGUUGUUUGGUAUUCAUAACCAUAAUAAUGCUACUGAGGCUAUUGUAGUUGACAACACCAAUAAAGAAACCGCCGCUGAUGCUCAUAAAAAUCAACAACAUUGUGUGGCUCAUUUGCCGUCGCAGCCACAGGAACAGAUUGCUGGCGACACGGAUGCCCCCGACGCCAACAAUAACGCCGAAAUAGCUGGGAAACAUGAGGAAUACGCUUAUCAACCGAAGUGGCAGCAAAAGCGGUUGGCUGCCACCGAAAAAGGGCAAUUAAUAAACAGGGAAGUGUGCAAAGUCAAUAUUGGUGUUAUUGGUGUCGAAAAUGCAGCUGAACUUGACAGUGUUGACAGAAACAGUGAAAUGUUAAGCGCCAGCGAGCAUCUAACGGUUACAGGCAGCGACUACAUGAAGGGACAGGCCGAGAGCAAACGGCAUUCGAAGAAGCAUGGCGGCACCACAAACGCCAUAACUGGCACUGGAGUGGGCGCCAUCGAAACCAAAGGUACUGCGAUGUCAUUCGGCUUUCGCAAGAAGCUCAACACGACGCCGAAGAAGUUCAAGAAAUUGCUGGAGGCCGGCGUUGGCGGCAUGACUGGUGGCGAUGGAAAAAGGAAGCAAGACAAGUGCAACAAUAUUACAGCAACAACACGGGACGACAACACACCUAGUGAGGAUAACGAAAAACGGGCAACUGUGAUAGACGGCGCUCACUAUGGGGAGACGAUAACGAGCGCACAACAGCAGGACGAUAAUGGUAAUGCAGAACUGCUGGCCAAGGUACACUUUGAGAAAAUGGGUGCGGCGGCCGCAACGACGCAGCGUUCCAAUCAAGCCACGGCAGCCGGUGGUGGCGCUCCGUUUUCCGACCUGCCCGGCGUUGCCUCGCGCUUCGGUUACCGCGGCGGCAAUAUUGUACGCCCGGCAUCGGCAGGUUUAACGCAACACUAUCACAUAGAAGUACAGGAGAAUGCGGAAAACAACAACACUUGUGGUAACAACGGCAACGACGCCAGGAGUGGAGGUGUGGGAGUUAAUGGACAACAAAAACCGCUUGUGAGCAACUUGAAGCGCCGAUCGAAGAGUGCACACGCCGGCAGGGCAUUGACUUCGGGCGAUGAGACUAGCGAGUCGGGCAGUUGCAGCGAUGCAGCCGGUCGCCCAAAAAUAACACAACCCAAAUCUAUAACGUUCAAUUUGAGUCAGAACAGCACAAUCGAAUACCAGCGGCGACAGUUUUUCGAACAGCCUAACACAUAUGGUAGCUAUGGAAGUGGACGCAGCAGCGCAGCCAACGUUUGGACCCAUCAACCAGGGCAUCAGGCGCAACAGCAUCAGUCGCGAAAUGUCAUCAGCACGGGCAUGCACACGAAUGUUAUUGUCCGUCCUACUCCACGCGCACCGCCAGCCAGUUUUUCCAAGUUCACAUUGCAUACAGUAAGUUUGCCAAAGCCGGAAUUUCCCGUGGCCAUCAGUGUGGGUGCCACAACUCCAACUACACCAAGCAGCAUCUACACACCGUCCCCCACCAUAGCUACUAGCGUGGCGGGAGCACGUACCAAAGAAAAUCAGCAGCAGCACCCCUUAACGGUGGUCGCUUGUGCCACAGUGGCACACUCCGCUUCCGGACAUAUGGAUUUGAAGACGGCCAAGCAGAUGGCAAACAACACCCGGCGUGGAUUCUCAGGCAGUCGAGAGAUAUCAGCGGAUUCAGGUAUUGCCAGCAUGGACAUGGCAUUAGAUAGUUCGGUUUCGAGUGGUGGUGGCAGUCGCGCUGGACGCACAGCCUCGCCUAAACGGAGCCGCAGUCGUCCGCGCAACUUGCAAAUGGUCAUGAAUGGUCGUCACAAAUUUGAAGUACGUGACCUGGACGACCCUUUAUCGAGUGAAUCCAGCUCUAUCGUAGAGCCGCUAGCUUUGCCGAAGCUACCAAACGAAAACCAAACAGCCCCACUUCCACUAUGUGGUCUUGUGCGUUCCAAUACAGUACUUAGUCGAGAGACUUAUGAAAGAAAUGGUGGUGUCAUCCGUAAUAGAAGCGCUAGUGACAACCAGGAAAUCAAACAGGUUGAUAUUGAAAAACGCCCUACUACGGCGCCUGCACAGUGCACUAUAACUCGGAAUUCGUCAGAAGAAAGUGAAGGGGUCGAUGAGGAAAAGCUUUACUUAGACCGCUCUACUUCAGAGAAAGGAAACAGGUUUAAGGACAUCAAUACUUGUUCGAGUAAAACAUCGUCACCAGGAAGUUCCAUAAUGCUCUCGUGGUGCAAUGCAGGAGAAUCUCUUGCCGUAAAGGAUUGUAGCAGCCUCAGUAUUAGCAGCGAAGAUAGUAAUAAACUUCAUGGAUUUAAUCAUCAGGAUAAAGACACAGACACGGAGAAAAACGAUUUACAAAAAUUCAAGCACAUGUCAGUCGACUUGAUUGAGGAUGACUUAAGUGGCAUCGUGACCGAAAUGCAAGUCAGUACAUUAUCUUCCUUAACUGAUAACUUGGCAAAUGAAAACAACAAUUCCGGACUCAAAACAUUAGAAACCAACACUAACAACGUUGCAUCUGUGGAAAAUACAAAUAUUGAUAAACCAGAUCGACCGAAAUCGUUUUAUAAUACGCUUAAUGAAACGAAAUUUGCUGAGAUGGCUUUAGCCGGCAGCACUUAUCUUUUGGACGACGAGACCUCUCCCACGGAUAGUCUGGUUAGCAGCACGGAAUCAGAAGAAGUCGCAAGCAAACAGAAAAAGCACAAAAUAAACGAAGAACUGCAAGAGAAGGACAUCGAUGAGAUUUCACCUGAACUCGAAAUGGGUAGUCCCAUUUCACCGGGAACGCCAACACAUGCUUCACAUUCGCUCUCACUUUCCGAUUGCGGUAAUUUGAUUGAUGAUGAGAUCGCUGACCAACCGGCAUUGCUGUUUAACAGUGAAGCACAUGAUCUAGUGGAUAGCUUAACGUCACACAAAGAUAAGACAGACACCCCCACACUUAUGGAAAAUACAGGUUCAAUACGUUCACUGAAGAGCCAAUCGAAGGCGCGCAGUGCACUCCAGCAAGCAAUUGAGUUGAGCCUUCGCACACCUCUCUCGCUACGAAAGGCGGUAAUGGAACGCGCUGAUUCUCUCGAUACUCUCUCCCCCUGUGAGUCGAUAUGUUCCGAUGAUCUAAUGAUGGAUUUCGAUAUACAUAGCAGUGUGGAUUCUAUCGAUCGAUCUAGCUCCAUAAAGAGUCGAAGUGGUUCGGAUCUACAUAAAAUUGACAAUACAGAAUUAUUUUCGGAGCUGGAACGUAAAGGAAGCGAUGUAAUGAAAGAACUGAAUUCCCUCCUACGUCUUCGUUCCAAUAAAGGCGCAGAUAAGGAUGUUGUCAUUGCUCAUUUGCCCGCUCGCGCCACUCGUCUUCUAAAUCGUUCACGCUUGCAACAGCAACAGUAUCCCUCCUCGAUUGCCAGCGGUGUGAGCACUAAUGCUGCGGCUGGAACUUCGGUGUGCGGCGGCGGCGACUCUGACAGCUCAAAAUCAGCCCACAGUCUACGGCGCAGCGCAGCGGCUUCGCGUGCCUCAAACGCUUCCACAUCAUCAACGAAUGCAUCGUUGCCGCCGAGCACUCCUUACCAUCAUCAGAAACCAUUUCAGCAUCACUACUCACAACUUCAUCGUGACUCGCACAGUUCUUCGGACGAUCUCAUGCUGUAUGACAAAUCUUUUCGAAACGCGAUGAUUCAGGAUGUGUUGCAAUUCAAAAAACAGUUGCUGCGGCUUCGACGCCUUCUACAGGACGACGAAGAAUAUUUGAUGAGGACGGAGACUCUCAACCCAUUCGAUAAUGACAAUGGGCAACUCUUCGCCGCCUGCGGCUUGGACAGCAAACUACUGGAUGAAAUGGACCUGGCCAGCCUGACAUCCUCGACCACGGAUGACCCAAUGGUGGAGUUAGCCGAUCUACGAAGACAGGUGGUUUACCUUCAGGGAGAAGUUGAAGAUCGCGAGCGAACCAUUCGUUUGCAGAAAAAUCAAAUAGAGCAUCUGGAAUCAAAAAAACCACCAAUACAAAACGACCACACAAAAGAAGUGAUGAAUAUAGCAACGCAAACAGAAAGGACACGACCACUUUCAUAUGGCCUAGAUGGACUGUCAAGAAGUCACUAUGGUGAAGAACAGACUUGUGAGAAGUAAGCCCGAGUACACCAGUUAUACCACACGUUAUCACCCGGCCGCCACUUGUGAAAUCAAUAGCAUUUGCAAUGGCGCCAACAACAGCAACAACAAUAACAACAACUUAUGCACGUAUCAACAACAACACAACUGCUGCAACGGCAGCAACAACAACCUGCCAGCGGCCACCACAGAAGCAGCAUCACAACAAAUACGCCGUCACACCAUCAUAUCCACCACUCUGAGUAAUUACAAUCAACAGUCGGCAUUGGCACCGCGACGUGCCUCGAUCGCGUGGGAAAAACCAACAGCGCCUGCACCCACAACACCUUUGCUCGCCCAGACAGCGGCUGUGGCCGGCACAAAACACGCGCCACCAGCCGCAACCACCUACAAACCCGUGAAAAUCACACUGAUUGGAGAGCCGCUCAAGCAAUGGCAAUGGAAUGCCGUUGGCAAUGGGAAGACUUCUGACAGCAACGGGCACAUAGCGGCCGGCAACCAUGGAGACAAGGAGGGCAACGCAAAGCGCGAACCGACCGAUGGCAAUAAAAGUGGAAGUAAGAGCAACCGAUGUGGUGGCAUGUGUAAUGGCAAGAGUAAUAGUGCGAAUUGCUCGAAUGGCAGUAAUGGUUAUACAAACGGCACGAGCAGCCAGGCGAGUGGCCUAAACGAGGUCUCGAGCAAUGGGCUGCAAAAGGAAAGAAGCCAUCAGCCAAACCAUAACCAUCAGAGGCUUAAUCUGCAUAUGCAACAGGCGCUGACACAGCCGGGACAACAGCAGCAAACACGUGUACAACAACAACAGCAAGUCUAUCACACAGCAAACGGCACCAAUGGCAAUUUCAAUCCAACAGUUACUAUAGUCUGAGCGCAAAGUAGUUAGUUCGUAAUGUCUGAUAUUGAUAUACAAACAUACUUAUACUUAAAUUGAUAUUAAGAUACAAAUUUUGGAGAGUGGAUUAUGUAGAGGCGAUGUUUUAGAGUACAGUUAUUAUUAUAAUCUACUCAUGUGUGGAUGUUUUGACGGUCAAGUUAUCUUAAGCUUCAGGAAAAUUAAUAUUGUGCAAUAAAUGUGCAAAUUAUGUAUGUAUGUAGUAGUUAAAUGUGUAGUAGAUUCUCUGAAACAACAAUUAAUGCCAAUAAUGGAUUACUUCACAUUGUAAAUUCUUUUAAAAAGCCAUCAUAAUGGCAAUGAACAGACCCAGUUUCCCAAUUCUUUACUCCCCGAAAAAGUGUAUGCAUAGCAAGAGGGGUUUAAAUUGCGACAAGUAAAUCAUGAGGCUAUUAUAUAUAUAUUUCUCGACCGUUGUAGUGCUUACUGGGCGGCAAAGCAAAAAAUACUGACGCACAUUCUUCUGUCACUCCAGAAAUGGUCAGGGGAGUUUGAUAGGUGAUGGAUGGUUGCAAAAUAAAAUUUUAACUUAAACCAGAGUCACACUGGGGAAGUUCAAUUCUGCGUGACUAAGCCUGGUGACGAUAAUGUGUUAUGUGCACUAUAUAAUACUACAUUUGUUCAAUAUAAUCUCUUAUAAUAAUAUUAUUUCUAUUAUUAUCAUAUUAUUGGUAUUAUUAUUUAUUAUUAUUACUAUUAUUAUUAUCAUUACUAUUAUUAUUGUUAUUAUUUUUAUUACUAUUAUUAUUAUUAUUAUAAUUAUUCGGAUUUUUACUACAAUUAUUAUAUUGGUAUUAUUAUGGAAUUGUAAACGGUUACAGUUGCAAUUGUUUUUUUUUUUUUUGUUAAAAGUUCAUUACAAACUUUACACUGUCCUAGACUUAGGGUCAUCGGGGUUGCUUAAGGAAAUGUGUGAUCAGCUCUAUAGGAAAUUCAUGACACAGGGACAGGCCAAACACUGAAAGACACUCUCGUUUUUGCACGCCAUUUCAGAUAUUUGGAGCGUUCCAAAAUAUCUAUAUUGAUAAAACUCCGCUAAGAUAACAUUUCGCUUGAUUUCACUACAUAGAUUGAUUCUUAAAAAGUUCGUCAUGAAUUAACAUUUUUGGGAUAAGCAAAAUAUUUUGUACUUACAACGCACACUGAUCCAUUUAUAUUAAUGAUCAUACAUACAUAUGUAUGUAUGUACAUAUGUACACACUUUUGAAUUUACACAAUUUAAUUAAGAAACACCUUCAGUAAACUUGCUAUAUUCACUAAUAUUAUAUUAUUAUUAUUAUAUACAUACAUACAUACAUGUAUUGACUAAUUAAUCAGGCAUAGCAUACAAUUCUGAUAUUAUUGAAUAUAAUAUACGAUUAUAUAAUAUAUGAAAGUAGAUUGAGAGAAAGUGUAAGCCAAGAGCAGAACUAAACUGAAAAUUAUUAAUUUAGUGCUUACUUAAGCUUGACACACACACAUGCGAGUAUAUAAAUGCACACAAUGAACAACUUAAAUACCUAUAUACUUAUACAAACAGAUUGUGGCAAACUUUAGCACAUGCAUACUCACAUACAUACAUAUUAUAAAGAACGUAUGUGUGUGCAAACAUAUAUAUAAAAGUUUAUAGCUGCAUUGAAAUAUGUAAUUGAGGAAAUGCAGCCACUACUUACACCUGUAUACAUAUAUACAUACUUGUAUAUGCAAUUUCUUUGAGAGAACAAUAAAUGACAAGCAAACCAACAUAUUUACUCACACUAAGCAUUUAGCAUUUAGCGUUAAAUAAUUAUCAUAAUCGUCCGGUAAGUGUGUGGAAGGCAUACCUUAUCUCUAAAUUACUAAUAUACAUAUGUAUCUAUGACCAUAUGAUCAUGAAACAUAUAGACUCCACACAUCCCCCACAUAAUUUAGUAUUAAUAGCUCAAUCUGAUUUAGCUUAAUUUUGUUAUCAAUAAGUCUAUAUUUGCGAAUCAAGUUGCAAAUACGUAAUUAAUAAACCCAAAUUUUACCAAAAUUGUAUAAAUUAUUGUUCAUUUGUAUUUCAACCUUAUAGAAAAUCAAUAACGGUUACCUUAAACCUUAAUUUUAGAUGCUGCAUUCACGUUUCAUUUAUUGAUUGUUAUUAAAAAGCGAAGAUAAGUUUCCAAUCUUCACAAAAAAAAAGCGUAAAUUACAUGAGACUCAAAUAAAAUCUAUAAUGCAUGUACAGAUAA